Molecule: messenger RNA, 1634 nt
Organism: Dunckerocampus dactyliophorus (ringed pipefish)
Lineage: Eukaryota; Metazoa; Chordata; Actinopteri; Syngnathiformes; Syngnathidae
Gene: ndufv3
Product: NADH:ubiquinone oxidoreductase subunit V3
Exons: 5
Coding region: 125-1492 (455 amino acids)
Biological process (GO): mitochondrial ATP synthesis coupled electron transport
Cellular component (GO): mitochondrion
Source: RefSeq, a predicted model, not a curated record
CACUUGAUCAUACCGAUGGAUAUGAGAAGGUGCAAUACGACUAAAGGACUGCGGUCGGCAGCAGGUUGCCGUUGUCGCGUCAAGCCUGUCACACUUAAGAAAACGAAGAAGAAGAAGAAGGAAAAUGGCGACCUCCUUGCUGCUUUUUCGACGACUCCGGACAGUUAAGUCGGGGACCUGGGGCAUCCUAAAGAGCCACACUGGGGCUUUGUGCACCACACAGACUGGAGAGCCCAUAAAGACUACAGAAAAGACACCACAUGGUCCAGAUGAAAGAGGAACCCUACUAGCAUACAAGACAGUGGUUGCCUUCCCAGUUAGGGUUUCAAACCACGCAGUUGUUCCAACACAGCCUCUAGUUCCUUCCUUGCAUGCUGCUGUGGUGACAGUUCCACCGGUGAUAGAUGAAGCAUUCACUCCAGCUGUACCCCCAGAUCAGGCAGCCUCCACCAAGACGCCCUCCCCAGAAGCUAGCCCAUCCUCAUUGGCCAGUGAAGACUCUGACUCUGACUCUGACUCUGACUCUGACUCUGACUCUGACUCUGACUCUGACUCUGACUCUGACUCUGACUCUGACUCUGACUCUGAUUCUGAUUCUGAUUCUGAUUCUGACUCUGACUCUGACUCUGACUCUGACUCCGACAACACUGACACUGGAAUCUCUGUGAAAGCGGUGCCAGAAUUCCCACAGAAUACACAAGCAAAAUUCCAACAAGUCACAUCAAAAGUGAAGGAAGGGGCUCAUGAAACUAAGAGGGGGGCUUUGCCAGAGGCCAUUAAAGUGUCAUUGCCAGCAGGUGCUGCACAUGCAGAAGCAUCCAGAAGUACCACAGAGGAUAUCAGUCCUGUGGAAGAGGUCAAGCACUCUGUCCCACAAAAUCAAGACAUAUCUGAAGAUGUAUUCAAGAGAAGCGAAUUACAAAAAGCUCAGGCAGUUUCUCCUUCAGAGCUAAUUGAGGAUGUAGCAUCACCCACUGUCCCAGUUGGUGAAAAAGAAACUGCAAUCAAAGCUGUCACUGAGGUUGCAUCUCCUGAACAGGACCCAACUAAUGAUGCCCUUGUGGAAACCACAGAGCCUGUAUGUGCUGAAUCCUCUGCAAAUACUGUAGUCCCCCUUGUAGGAGUUGUAGUCCUUAAAGAAACCGCUGAAGCCCCCAGCAGAACUGCCACAUUACCAGUGAAUGAUGCUGUCCCUUCUGGAGCAGCUACUGAUGAGGCAGCCUCCAUGAUGGAAGUCUCCACUCCAAUACAGAGUACCAGUGAGCUGUUGGACCCUGUGAGAGAAGAGCUACAGACAGGCACCCCAGUUGAACCACCUGAGGAAGCUGCAACCGUGGCACCUCCUGAAUCCGAAGAGGCUUUUGAUAACAGCACUUACAAGAAUAAACAACACCACGACUACACCCCCUUCACCUUUGCAGACCUGGAUGUAGAGAUGGCCAAGUUUCGUCUGCCUCAACCUUCUUCUGGAAGAAUAUCACCCCGACACUAGAAUAGCUAAGGUGGCUACAACCGUUGAAUAAAUAUGAAAGAUGAUUGAUCAGGUGGUAAUAGCUUUACACAAUCUGUUAUAAAGCUGUAAAAAUAUGAACACAUAAAAAAUAAAAUGCCGGAUAAAAAGGUCUUGUCAUGAA